Cydia pomonella (codling moth) is the source of this 3956-nucleotide messenger RNA. RefSeq names its product dnaJ homolog subfamily C member 3 (gene P58IPK). Gene Ontology annotation, cellular component: endoplasmic reticulum. Gene Ontology annotation, molecular function: misfolded protein binding; protein-folding chaperone binding. Gene Ontology annotation, biological process: protein folding in endoplasmic reticulum. The record is from RefSeq and is a predicted model, not a curated record. The transcript has 11 exons. NCBI's taxonomy places the organism in Eukaryota, Metazoa, Arthropoda, Insecta, Lepidoptera, Tortricidae. Bases 120 to 1601 code for a protein of 493 amino acids.
CAGGACAGACCACGAAAAGUGCCGUAAGGAAGAUGGAUUGUGGCUCUGUCAACUAAUUAGUUUGUAUUGAAAUUAAAUGUAAUACACUUUAAUAACAGCCACAUUAAAAAUUAAAAAUAAUGAUGGACUAUUUAGUGAAUAUUAAUUGGAACAAAAUAACACCAUGUCUUCUUUUAUUAGUGCUAGAAAUAGUGUUAGAAUUUUCAGAUUGUGCGACGCCUGCAGAGGUGAACAAGCACUUGGAGCUGGGCCGGGACUUCCUGGCGCGAGGGCAGCUUUCGGACGCGCUGACGCACUAUCAUGCAGCAGUCGAGGGUGACCCACACAACUACCUCACAUAUUUCAAACGUGGUACAGUUUACUAUGCUCUGGGUAAAGCAAAGUUUGCAUUGCAAGACUUCACUAAGGUGUUGGAGUUGAAAGCAGACUUUACUUCAGCACAAGUGCAGCGUGCUAAUGUCUACCUCAAACUAGCUCAAUACAGAGAGGCUAAAGAAGACUUCUUGCAAGUUACAUACGCAGACCCAUAUAACAGCGAAGCAGUAGCGCAGUACCACAAGAUUGACGAGUACAUGGAGGACUUCAGGCUGGUGGAGGCGUACUACCGCGGCGGCGACCACCGCGCCGCGGCCGAGCUGGCCACGCGGCUACUCGAGGUGUCGCCGUGGUCCGCGCAGCUGCGCCAACUCCGCGCCGAGAGCUACAUAGCCCUGAAUGAUCUAUUCUCCGCUGUGUCGGACAUUCGGUCUGUCAAUCGACUGCAACAAGACUCCACGGACGGCUACUACCGGCUUGCGACUUUGUUGUACCAACUGGGUCAUGUCAGUGAUGCCCUAAAGGAAGUCCGCGAGUGCCUUAAAUUAGAUCCCGAACACAAGAAGUGCUUCCCAUUUUACAAGAAGAUUAAGAAGGUGGACAAGCUGCUGCUGGACUGCGAGGAGCUGAGCGAGGCCCGCGACUACGUCAAGUGCAUGAGCAGCGCCGAGAAAGUGCUCAAGAUCGAGGACGAAGUCUCCUUAGUCGUGUUCGAGGCCAAGCGGUGGCUUUGCAGCUGCGCUACCAAGGAGGAGCAGUACACGGAGGCGCUGGGGCACUGCGCCGCGGCGCUGGCCAUCAAGCCGGACGCACGCGUGCUGUGCGACCGCGCCGACGCCAUGCUCGGCCUCGACAUGUUCGACGACGCCAUACAUAUGUACAAAGAAGCGCUAGAAUUAGACGAAGGGUUCCAGAGGGCCAAGGAUGGCCUCAGCCGCGCACAGAAACUUCAGAAACAGUCUGAACAAAGAGAUUAUUAUAAGAUUUUAGGUGUUAAGAGGACAGCAAAUAAGCAGGAAAUUACUAAGGCGUAUCGUAAAGCUGCGCAGAAGUGGCACCCCGACAACUACCAGGGCGACGAAAAGAAGGUUGCCGAAAAGAAAUUCAUCGACAUCGCCGCAGCCAAGGAGGUGCUGACAGACCCCGAGAAGCGCGCGCAGUUCGACGCGGGCGUGGACCCGCUGGACCCGGAGUCGCAGCGCGGCGGCGGCGGCCCCUUCAACAACCCCUUCCACCACUUCCAGCAGGGCGGCUCUCCCUUCCAGUUUAAGUUCCACUUCAACUAAACAUAUCGCUCGGCGCCUUACGUGAGACCAAACAGAGAAGAUAUACACGCCAAUACGACUGACUUUCACAACUUGACUCAUUAUUAACAAUGGUGUAGGUACCUAAAAAAAAAAAAAAGGUAUUUUUAAUUUAAGUCUACGAUGUAAAUAAACUGAUCUUUUUUUAACUUCUUAUUUGGUUUUACGCUAGGUUACCGCGAUUAGAUAAAUUACCUAGCCCCGAGGCUCCCGGUCGCACCCUAGCCUUAUAUAGUUAUUUCUAAUCAGUGUUUACAAUGCACUAUGCAGUGCGCAUUUUCUUCAAAAUCUUCCUAUAAUUGUAACAUACUGGAUCCGGGGGUGCUUGCUGGAUUAUAUGCCGUAAAAAAUGCAAUUUAUCGGCAAAACUAGUCUUAUUUCUGUAGAAUUAUGUACAAAUCAAAAAGCAUUAAUAAUAUUUAUUUCAAGUACAUAAAUUACUUGUUUAAUUACGAGAACAAUGUUUCGACACUGAGAUAGCUCGUGAUUGCAUUCUGCAUUUGAAGCACCACUUGCCUUAAUGGAAAACUGUUCACUUAUUUCAAGCACUAUGGUGAUUCAUUGCUCGUCAAAACUUAUUCGUAUUGUUUGUCAGCAUUAAAAAAAAGUUUGUACCUACUUUAGUCAAAUGCGUAUCACCGCGCGAGCUUCCUAUAUUAAUGGAAGUGUCCUUAACAAUCAUAGGAAACUUUUUUUUGUACAAAUUUCUUUGAAAAUAUUUUUGUAUGAUCAUCAAGAGCUUGCUAUUUAUAAAAGUGUUUUUGAUAGUAGAAGAGAUGUUAAGUCCAAGAAAAAAUCUUGACGCACAAAGAUUGACAGCAGAUAGCGCUGUACUGCGUCAUGUUUUGUGGUAACAGGAUUGUCAAACAUCAACUUUUGUUAUAUGUAUUCGAAACAAGAAUUUCUCUUAAACUUAUACAAUCAAUGAAUUUUCGUUAUUUAUAUAGUUUUUGCAAUUGUGAAUCGGAGUUAGUACUUCUCUCUAUAAAUACAAGAAUUUCUCUUAAACUUAUACAAUCAAUGAAUUUUCGUUAUUUAUAUAGUUUUUUCAAUUGUGAAUCGGAGUUAGUACUUCUCUCUAUAAAUAUAUUAUUAGCGCGGUUUUACUUCAAUGUAGGUAAGUCCUACUUUAAAGGGCGGGCGCCAUAAGUCGUUUCAAGUUUUAAAUUUUUGUAACAUAAUGAUUCGCUUUAUUUAUUUUUUAUUUUUAAAGUACAAAGUCGCAUUUGAAACUAGCAUUACCAAUCAAGCGUUAUUUACAAUACAUACAGGUAACAGAUAUGAUGACUACAGCAAUAAUAAAGCGUCUAACUAAUUGUUAAUUACGAAUAUAAUUACAACGCCUCUAUACUAUUAUUAGUCGGCUAGCGUCUGAUAUAAAAGUAAAGAUCUGAUGUAGUGAAUAAUCCUUUGCCAUCGUAUUUUCUCUGAAACGUUUGUAUUUUUCAUGCUACUUACUUCAGUCAACCUCAGUACUUUCUCUGCUGAGAGUAACUAAAAUAGCAUAACAUGAUCAUGCUUUUCCGUGAAAAUACGAUGGUAAAGGAUUAUUCAUUACAUCUGAUUAUAAAUAAGAUUGUACAGUCAGCGUCAAAUACUUCGUAGCAGUCAAAGUGGCCAAAUAGUUCGGUACACCAUACUAAAUAUAUGGUGUACCGAAUUAUUUGGCUACUUUGGAUGCUACAAAGUAUUUGACGCUGACUGUAAGAUACCCUGGCGAUUAAAAAUUCGUUACAUAUUUCGUACACUGUUCCUUCAAUACAUAAUAUCACAUUUUGGUUACGUGACUACAAUCAUUUUCGAGUUCGUUCUAACUGAGUGACGUAACUGACGCGGUGCGUUGCGGCUUGCCUUAUUUGUACUAAAUGUCUUACCCACGCAACCACAUAGAACUUGUGACUGUUACUAGUAGCUUUCUGUGAUAUCUUCGUAACAUCACGCUUUAGUCGCUCAAUUAGACCAAAUGCUAAUGAAGUUGUUUUUUAGAGAUUAUUCAAGAAAGUUCUUAGAUCGGCGCGCGUACAAGAAAUAUUUUGUUGGGAAGAUUACGUUUAACUUAGCAGUGUAGGAAAGGUUACCGAUCUCAACAUAUAUUAUACUAAGUGAGGUCCUAAUAGCAAUCUGUAACCGGAUGAGGGCCAGUUGCACCACUUAAUUACGUUCGUUCGCUAAACUUUGGGAAUAUUCAUUAUUCAUAGCUCUGAGUUACGUUUACCAGUUCGUCGAUUGUGUUUGGUGCAAAUGGACUAACUAAUAAUUUAUUUUAUAUAUGUUAUUUUGUUGUGAGUCUUGUAACUUUGUAAAUAUUAUAGAAUAAUAAGUCAUUAUGAUAAACAA